Molecule: messenger RNA, 850 nt
Organism: Symsagittifera roscoffensis
Lineage: Eukaryota; Metazoa; Xenacoelomorpha; Acoela; Convolutidae
Product: meso-2,3-butanediol dehydrogenase-like
Exons: 4
Coding region: 131-850 (239 amino acids)
Source: RefSeq, a predicted model, not a curated record
AGCACUGUUCACUUCGAUUGAAUUACUCAAAAUCUAACUCCAACACAGAAAGAAGUGAAAGUUAAACUCUGAAAAUUUUAUCAAAUUUAUCUUUCUCUGUUCAUCUGAUAUCGAAGAAAAAUCUGUCAAAAUGCCAGCUUCAUUUCACAGUGAAAUAGUUGUGAUAAUAACUGGAGCCAGUUCUGGCAUUGGGCAACAGGCGGCAAAAAUUUUUACCCAGGGAGGCGUGAAAAAAUUUUGCCUGACUUCCAAAUUUGAUUUGGAUCAGACACAAAAAUUGUGCUUGUCUGUAAACGACAAGGUAGAUUUCGUCAUUAUAAAAGGAGAUAUAACCAAACCAGAACUGCGGGAAAAAAUAUUCAAGGAAACUAUCCAGAAGUUUGGGCGCGUCGACAUUCUCAUCAACAAUGCGGGUGUGGGGACUGUGGGCAAAAUUUUGGACAUAACUAUGGACGAAUACCAGGAAAUUUUCGAUGUCAACGUCACUGCAAUUGUCCAUUUGACAAAAUUAUGUCUAUCUAAUUUGAGGAAGGUCAAGGGUAACAUUGUAACUACAUCCUCGAUCGCGGCCCAUAAAAGUAUGCCAGAGCUGGGUUUCUACUGCAUGUCGAAAGCAACUCUGAAUAUGUUCACCAAAAUACUCGCUCAAGAAGAAGGUCCAAAUGGUGUGAGGGUCAAUGCAGUCAGCCCAGGAGCAACUAACACCCCAUUUAUUGCAAGUGUCGGCAUGAAACCUGACGAGCUAAUGGAGAGUGUGAAAACAACUUACCCCAUUGGCCGAAUGGCUGAACCCGAGGAAAUAGCGAAAGUAAUGGUAUUUUUAGCUUCUGACGAUGCCAGUUACAUGUGA